Messenger RNA from Orbilia oligospora ATCC 24927, 1221 nucleotides. RefSeq lists its product as uncharacterized. Gene Ontology annotation, molecular function: heme binding. NCBI's taxonomy places the organism in Eukaryota, Fungi, Ascomycota, Orbiliomycetes, Orbiliales, Orbiliaceae. The record is from RefSeq and is a predicted model, not a curated record. The transcript has a single exon. Bases 1 to 1221 code for a protein of 406 amino acids.
AUGUUCAUCGGAAUCGCGGCGCUAGUCCUCGCGGUCGGCGCGUACAUCUACAAAGAAGGUCUCCGUCCUCAUGAAAUCCUCACACGCCUUGCAGGCUCAUUUGCGUUUUGGGGGGCCACCGGUCCUCAGAGGACUAUUACGGAUGGAUCCGAUAGUAAAGCGUCGAUAAAUUUGGAGAAGGUUAAAGGGGGUGGGAAUGGAACUGCCGAUGGAGGGUAUAUAGCUGGUCUGCCUAGCCGGAGGGAUAAGGUUGAUAUGGUGGUUGUAGAAGAUGAGGAGGAGGAUCCGACGACACCGACUGCUCCUGUGAAGAUAGAACUCUCGAUACCCGAUGUUGAGGUGGAGUCUAAGGGAGUACGGUCGAGGAAGGGCAAGGCUAGACGAAUGCCAGACGACGACUCGGAUGAAGACCUUAGUGUACCGAUGUUCCCGGCGCUGAACUCGGCACAAAGAGCAAGCAAACCGGCUUCGGUACCACAGGCGCCAUCGUUGGUAGUCCCCGGGAGCAUGGGCCCACCACCUCUACCAGUCCCAAAGUUGGCGACAGGACCACCCUCAUUGGCUCUACCGUCAUUUGCUGCACCAGGCCUUAUGCCGCCACCCCCAAUACCCAUGCGGAAACCCGCCGGUUCGAGUGCUGCGAGUGCUAGAAACGCUCAGUACGCUCGGCCAGGCGGAUCUUCAUCUUCCUCGCUUGGUGUACCACCGUCGGCUUCUUCUCUUGCUGUCCCACCUUCUGCAUCCUCUUCAUUAGGAGUUCCUAAAACAUCUUCUCUCCAACUACCACCCACACACUCCCAACCUCCGCCAAAGCCUCGUCAAAAGGUGAUCCUCACACCCGGUCACUCACCCCUAGAUUGGGCAAACCAUCAACGAAAUCUGCCAUUCGUCCCACUUCGUCGCAUCGCGCCUUCUGAGCUAGCAACUCACGGUGCUCGAAAGAACGAAACGAAGACAUACUGGACAGUAUUAGAAGGCAAAGUGUAUGAUAUGACACCAUACCUACCAUACCACCCUGGAGGCGAGAAGGAGCUAUUGAGGGUGGCUGGGAAAGAUGGCACAAAGCUGUUUAAUUUAACGCACCCGUGGGUUAAUUGGGAUAAUAUGUUGAGAGGUUGUGAAGUUGGAAUCUUAGUAAGUGAGAAUGAGAUGCUAAAGAAAGAGGUCACAGUAGAUAGCGGCGCGGGUGGUGAAGAAGAGGAUCUGGAGAGUAUGGAUUAA